Messenger RNA from Diceros bicornis minor, 6871 nucleotides. RefSeq names its product argonaute RISC catalytic component 3 (gene AGO3). The transcript has 20 exons. Gene Ontology annotation, biological process: regulatory ncRNA-mediated gene silencing; regulation of stem cell proliferation. The record is from RefSeq and is a predicted model, not a curated record. The coding region runs from base 260 to 2842 and encodes 860 amino acids. Gene Ontology annotation, molecular function: RNA binding; protein binding. NCBI's taxonomy places the organism in Eukaryota, Metazoa, Chordata, Mammalia, Perissodactyla, Rhinocerotidae.
AGGCCCUCUCAGCUGCAGGUCUGGGUCCUGGACCUCAGCAGCCUCGCUCCAGCGGGCUCCUCCCCAGUCCUGUGCUGCUUCCCGACGGUGGCUCUUCCUGACGAGAGCCUUCGGAGUGCGGUUGCUGAGGAGAAGCCGUCGCUACCCCGCCUCGGGGUUGAGUGAGGGUGCCUGUCGCGCCGCGUCGCCCCCUGCGCCGCCUCCUUGCCCCCAGUGGCGGACGCCCUUCUCACUCGAAGCACUCCCCCCAGCUCCAUGAAUGGAAAUCGGCUCCGCAGGACCCGUUGGGGCCCAGCCCCUACUAAUGGUGCCCAGAAGACCUGGCUAUGGCACCAUGGGCAAACCUAUUAAAUUGCUGGCUAACUGUUUUCAAGUUGAAAUCCCAAAGAUUGAUGUCUACCUCUAUGAGGUAGAUAUUAAACCAGACAAGUGUCCUAGGAGAGUGAACAGGGAAGUUGUUGACUCAAUGGUUCAGCAUUUUAAAGUAACUAUAUUUGGGGACCGAAGACCAGUUUAUGAUGGAAAAAGAAGUCUUUACACAGCCAAUCCACUUCCUGUGGCAACUACUGGGGUAGAUUUAGAUGUUACUUUACCUGGGGAAGGUGGAAAAGAUCGGCCUUUCAAGGUGUCAAUCAAAUUUGUGUCUCGGGUGAGUUGGCACCUACUACAUGAAGUACUGACAGGACGGACCUUGCCUGAGCCACUGGAAUUAGACAAGCCAAUCAGCACUAAUCCUGUCCAUGCCGUUGAUGUGGUGCUACGACAUCUGCCCUCCAUGAAAUAUACGCCUGUGGGGCGUUCGUUUUUCUCAGCUCCAGAAGGAUAUGACCACCCUCUGGGAGGGGGCAGGGAAGUAUGGUUUGGAUUCCAUCAAUCGGUUCGGCCUGCCAUGUGGAAAAUGAUGCUUAAUAUUGAUGUUUCUGCCACUGCCUUCUACAAAGCACAACCUGUAAUUCAAUUCAUGUGUGAAGUUCUUGACAUUCAUAAUAUUGAUGAGCAACCAAGACCUCUGACUGAUUCUCAUCGGGUAAAAUUCACCAAAGAGAUAAAAGGUCUGAAGGUUGAAGUGACUCAUUGUGGCACAAUGAGGCGGAAAUAUCGUGUUUGUAACGUAACAAGAAGGCCUGCCAGUCAUCAAACCUUUCCUUUACAGUUAGAAAAUGGCCAAACUGUGGAGAGAACAGUUGCGCAGUAUUUCAGAGAAAAGUAUACUCUUCAGCUGAAGUACCCACACCUUCCCUGUCUGCAAGUGGGGCAGGAGCAGAAACAUACCUAUCUGCCGCUAGAAGUCUGUAAUAUUGUGGCAGGGCAACGAUGUAUCAAGAAGUUAACGGACAAUCAGACUUCUACUAUGAUCAAAGCAACAGCAAGAUCUGCGCCAGAUAGACAAGAGGAAAUUAGCAGAUUGGUAAGAAGUGCAAAUUAUGAAACAGAUCCAUUUGUUCAGGAAUUUCAAUUUAAAGUUCGAGAUGAAAUGGCCCAUGUAACCGGACGAGUACUUCCAGCACCUAUGCUCCAAUAUGGAGGACGGAAUCGGACAGUAGCAACACCAAGCCACGGAGUAUGGGACAUGCGAGGGAAACAAUUCCACACAGGAGUUGAAAUCAAAAUGUGGGCUAUAGCUUGUUUUGCCACACAGAGGCAGUGCAGAGAAGAAAUAUUAAAGGGUUUCACGGACCAACUGCGUAAGAUUUCUAAAGAUGCAGGAAUGCCCAUCCAGGGCCAGCCUUGCUUCUGCAAAUAUGCGCAGGGGGCAGACAGCGUGGAGCCCAUGUUCCGGCAUCUCAAGAACACCUACUCUGGCCUCCAGCUCAUUAUCGUCAUCUUGCCGGGGAAGACACCGGUAUAUGCGGAGGUGAAACGUGUAGGAGAUACGCUUUUGGGUAUGGCUACACAGUGUGUUCAAGUCAAGAAUGUAAUAAAAACAUCCCCUCAAACUCUCUCAAACCUGUGCCUAAAGAUAAAUGUUAAACUUGGAGGGAUCAAUAAUAUUCUUGUACCUCAUCAAAGACCUUCUGUGUUCCAGCAACCAGUGAUCUUUUUGGGAGCAGAUGUCACUCAUCCACCAGCUGGUGAUGGGAAGAAGCCUUCUAUUGCUGCUGUUGUAGGUAGUAUGGAUGCCCACCCAAGCAGAUACUGCGCUACAGUAAGAGUUCAGAGACCCCGACAGGAGAUCAUCCAGGACUUAGCCUCCAUGGUCCGAGAACUUCUCAUUCAGUUUUAUAAGUCAACUCGGUUCAAACCUACUCGUAUCAUCUUUUAUCGGGAUGGUGUUUCAGAGGGACAGUUUAGGCAGGUAUUAUAUUAUGAGCUACUAGCAAUUCGAGAAGCCUGCAUCAGUUUGGAGAAAGACUAUCAACCUGGAAUAACCUAUAUUGUAGUUCAGAAGAGACAUCACACGCGAUUAUUUUGUGCUGAUAGGACAGAAAGGGUCGGAAGAAGUGGCAACAUCCCAGCUGGAACAACAGUUGAUACAGACAUUACACACCCAUAUGAGUUCGAUUUUUACCUCUGUAGCCAUGCUGGAAUACAGGGUACCAGCCGUCCUUCACACUAUCAUGUUUUGUGGGAUGAUAACUGCUUUACUGCAGAUGAACUUCAGCUGCUAACUUACCAGCUCUGCCACACUUAUGUGCGCUGUACACGAUCUGUUUCUAUACCUGCACCAGCGUAUUAUGCUCACCUGGUGGCAUUUAGAGCCAGAUAUCAUCUCGUGGACAAAGAACAUGACAGUGCUGAAGGAAGUCACGUUUCAGGACAGAGCAAUGGGCGAGAUCCACAAGCUCUUGCCAAGGCUGUACAGAUUCACCAAGAUACCUUACGCACAAUGUACUUUGCUUAAAAAGGCCAAGAAUAUUCUCUGAGAGGAAGAACUGAAAGAUGAAUCGACAUACAACGUAUGUUUCCAGUGGAGUAAUUGAGUGGGGAUGCCUCCAGCUAUACAGAAACCAACACUGUGUGGGGGCCAGGGUCUGAUCUUUAUGUUGAUACAAGGAAGAUUGUUUACUUCAUCAAGGAACACAGCACCAUUAUGCAAUAUGAAACCAGCCAACUGCUUUUUUUUGUGCGGUCUCCUGUAGGAAGUAUCGCAGUUGUUUUGUUUUCACUUUCUUGUAGUCUAACCCUUUUAAUGCCUUUACCUCAAGUUGCUUGGCAGCACAAUUAUCUUUGCAAAAAAAGUAAAGAAAAAGAAAAUGAUGGUUUAAAAAAAUACACCUACAUGAAUAAUCAAAGUGAUUGUUCACAAUUAUGUGUGCAAAAAAAAUGUGCAUUCAUCUAUUCUUGUAAAAGGUAUCUGUGUAUAUUUUAAAUAUAUACAUGCAUACUUCAUAUGCAUAUAUAUCUGGAUCUACAUUGAUAAUAGAUAUAUAUGUGUCUCUGUAUAUAUUUUAUAGUUCAUUCCAUUGGGGAACUUUCCUUCCCUCUUAUUAUCCCCACACCACCACUUUUAUUUCUCUCUCUACCUCCCUUGCCUUCAUCACCUACAUUUUUUUUCCUAAUGCUACCAGUGACAUUCAAAUGUUCAUGUAUCUGGUUCAUUUGAAUAUGAAGCAUGACAAACUAGAUUUUAAUUUUUAUUUUGCACACCCUACUCCUGUGUCUUGUCUCAUACACAAUUCUGAAUCCUCAACUCUUGAUAGUGCUUUCUUAAGAAACAGAAUUAUUUUAUAUAUACAUUUGUUUUUGUGAGAGUAUGUGUCUGCCCCCUCCUGCUCUGAACUUACAUUUGCCAUUUGUGCAAUGUGUACAUAAGCAGUAGCAACCUAAACUAUUCUUUUUCUUUAGUGAGUUUGUUAAAGCUGCUGUAAGUAUAAAACCUUGUCAGAAGUUGUAACUCUUUCUCUCUAUAAGUGAUAUGUAUUCUAAAGCCUUCUGUUUCUAUGGAUUAUACAUGGAAAUCCCUUAAAGCUUUUAUAAAGGAUAAAUAUUUUGAAUGAUUGGAACUCUGUAGGGUUGAAGCCUCUGAAAUUGGAUGGAGGGGGAGUUGUUGAAGUUUUUAAAAAAAUUUUUUUUGCUAGUUUACUUGCUGCCUCCCAUACCUUAAUGUGAUUUUCAUAUAUAUAUUUUUAUAUAUAUGUGUGUGUAUAUAUAAACAUAUAUGUAUGUGUUUUGAAGUACAGCUUCCUUUUCUUUUAUAUUUAUUAGAAUAGUGCUUUAAUAAUUAUAGAACCAUAUUGGCAACAUCUUUUAUAGAAAUAUAAUCAUGUUUAUUUUAAGAACUGACAACUUGUUUUUGCUAUCUUUUAGUGCAAUAAGCAGUUUUAAUGGAAAGCUGUGUCUGACAUCUUUACCACAGAUAGUGGGAGAAACAGGCACCUCCAUAAUUUUAAAAGGGCAAAGUAAUACAGCCUUAAUUUCAGAAGGAAAGUUUUGUAAUUUUCAAGUUUAAAGCAUGUCUUUUAAAAAUCAUAAUGAAAAUGAAGGAAGUUAAAUUUCCUCAAUGAGUCUGACCUUUAAUGUUAGAAAUAAAGUUGAACUUUGAUUUAAAAAGUGACAGUGAAUAGCUUAAGAUUUAGAAGAUAUUUAAAUUCUUUGAAAAUAGAUCAUGUUUAUUGAAGAAUCAUACUGGUUAGGUGUCCAUUUUCAUGUACUAAAAUCAAUCAGGAAAAUGUAAAAUGAUAUUUUAAAAAUAUUUUUGCUAACAUCACCAGUGUAACUUUCCUUUUAAAAUUAGGGUUAUGGUGACAAAGGAAGUUAGGACUUUGAUCAUUUUAAAUGAGUUAAAUCACUGAAAUAUGGGAAAAAGUUUUACAAAACUUUUGUUUUAUUGACUUCACAUUAAGAUACUAAAAAGUAUUAUAAAGCUGUCAAAACUGAGCUCAUCAGUAACAUUGGAUUCAGGGGAGCUUUGCACUUUGUAACUCAUGAAAAUUGCAUUUUAAUUUUUUAUUUUUUGCACUGGUUCAGAGUAUAGAUAUUACAGAUUGUUUCCAGUGGGCAUUGUUGUUAACCUUUCAGAAUUCCAUCUGCAUGUGAAAACGAAUGGAUUAGCUCUUUAUUUUCUCUCUUACCUAUAAUCCACUCUUAUUGCCAAUUUACUGUAUUUUGAGCCUAAAAUCUGAGCCCGUGUCCUCCAACAGGUAUGAAAUCUUUUGUCCCUCUGCCAGAAAACUAGGAAAGUACUGUAUUUUGUAUGUCUAUUAUACUGAAGUGUCUGAAAUGCAAUUUACAACACUGUUUCAAAGCUCUUUACAUGAGAUAGUAUUGUAUAGUAUAUACAUUUUUUCUCCCAACACUCCCCUCCUCCAAAAUAUUCCUAUAAAGCACGUAUUUUUUUUUUAAUUGAAAUGUCAUUGAAUAUAGUCAGGAACAUGGGCAAGAGGAGAAAAUAGUAUAUCCUAGAUGGUAAAAACUUGAUUGCUCUGUGCUUGCUUGGUAUGAGUACAACAUCUUCCUUUAUGGUUGAGAGGAAGAGUUGCACAAAUUCACACAGGAAACUUUAGGGCCUGGGAAGAACUGUAGAUAACCCUUGCCCUAUUUACUGCUUUACCUAAUUUUCAGUUACCUGGUUUCACAUACGCUAGAGUGAAGCUCAUAAUUUAAAUCUAUUUGGAAAAAAAAAAAAAGAUUUUUUGAAUAUAAAGCUUUACCUUUGAAGUGAGUUCUUUUUUAGGGUUUCUUUCUUACGGUUUCAACAUUGCUAGUUUAAGGUUGGUUAACUUGAAAGAGUAUAUAUAGCAUAUUUCUAUUUUGCUUACUAACAAGUUGGUGUAUCAAACUUAAUUAUGCGAAAUCUUGUGCUUAGAAUUUUACGAUAAAAGUCUAAGUGGCAAAUACUUUUUGAAAUUUGUUUUAAUUAUUAUUGCACUUCUGGUGUCAAAUUCUUGAUCAUUUUAUUUAAAAAAAAAAAGUUUGUUUUGAAUUUAAUAGUCAUGAAACUCAACAGUGACCUUUUUGUUCCUGCCCUUGCUCAUUAACUAUAUAAUGAAUGCUAAAUUUUGGUUUGCUGUUUUCUGUGAUGUAUAAGUGACUUUAAAAUGUCAGUCUCAGCAACUGGUAUAAUUGAUUUUCAUGUGAAGAAGAGUUGGGAGUUAAAUGUAUAUUCUGGACGGCAAAUGUGUCUGUGUAAAGUGCUGAUACAUGUUAUUAUCUUACAGUAUCAAGUUACUGGCAUUGAGGACCAUACGUUUAUAAUACUGUAGCUGCUAUAUUUAUUUAAUUAAGUAGAGUCUGACAGUUACUGCACUAAACAAUAAGGAGAUGAGCAGGAUUCAAGGCUAGUGUUGUAGAUCCCCUUUUUUUGUUCCUAAAUAAGAUUAAGAACGUGAACUAUCAAGGUAACAAUGGGUGCUGCCAUUUUAGUUUCAGUUUAAUAUCAGGAUACUCUUUUUUUUGUUUUGUUUUAUAAAUGUGGAUUUUGACUUUAGCAGUUUUGAAAAAGGGUACCUCAACCUCCUCAGUACUGAUUUUUGGCAUAUUUUCACAGAAGUACAGAUGCCCUUUAUUUUUUCUUAAUAUUUGCCUUUUAACAAGUUUCUCAGAAAAAAUAUUCUUCUAUGGAAAUCUUCCUGUUUAUAACCUAUUAAUUUAUUUUUCUUCCUAGAAGAGAGUCUAGAAGGGAUUCUAGUAGGAAUGUACUGGGUGUUUUGGAAGGCAAUUGAUAAAGAUUCAUCUCCACCUUCUAGCAUAGGGACUCCUAGCCUUCUAAAGACCUAUACUAGUAUUCCAAACUAGAUUCUCUGAUGACCCACCACUGCCUAAUGUUUACUUGUAUAUUCUCUAGUGGAUUUUAGUAUGGCGGGCUUAGUCAUGACAGACUUAAGGAAUGUCUAGGGAAAUAAAAGGUGACUUGCCAUUCAGUAGAAAUGGCUGGCAAGAGGAUCUCAGUGUUUAAAGAAAAGGUGAACACUCAGAGUGCCAGUAAUAGAUC